Wyeomyia smithii (pitcher-plant mosquito) is the source of this 742-nucleotide messenger RNA. It is a transcript of the gene Trs20, whose product is annotated as probable trafficking protein particle complex subunit 2. Gene Ontology annotation, cellular component: TRAPP complex; cytoplasm; nucleus. Gene Ontology annotation, biological process: endoplasmic reticulum to Golgi vesicle-mediated transport. The record is from RefSeq and is a predicted model, not a curated record. Bases 200 to 622 code for a protein of 140 amino acids. The transcript has 2 exons. NCBI's taxonomy places the organism in Eukaryota, Metazoa, Arthropoda, Insecta, Diptera, Culicidae.
GCACUUAAAUGACAGUAAUAACAAGGAAAAAAAGUUUCCCCGUCUACGCAAAUAUAGGUACUUGCCGUCGUUUGCAACUUGCUAGAAUUUAUUAGAACUAUUUCCAAGAAACUAUCGAUCCAAAUUUAUGUAAUUUUCCAAAAAGUUGAAUACAUUUAGUAGAUCCAGAAGAGUGCAAUGUUAUUUAGUGAAAUUAGAAAUGAGUAGCAGUUACUAUUUUGCAAUUGUCGGUCGCAACGAUAAUCCAAUCUUUGAAAUUGAAAUCGUAAAUGCGAACAAGGAAGUGAAGAAGGAAGAUCAUAGACACCUAAAUCAAUUUAUUGCUCAUGCAGCGCUUGAUCUGAUUGACGAACAUAAAUGGAAAACUAAUAACACCUAUCUCAAGUCAAUUGACAAAUUCAAUCAAUGGUUCGUUUCUGGUUUUGUGACUGCAUCCCAAUUGAGAUUUGUAAUGGUACAUGAUAACAGAAACGACGAAGGUAUCAAGAAUUUCUUCAAUGAAAUGUACGAGAUUUACAUAAAAUAUUUAAUGAAUCCAUUCUACACUCCAAACACCGCUAUAAAAUCGGCUACUUUCGAAAAAAAAGCUCAGUUCUAUGGCAAAAAGUUUCUUGGUUCGUAAAAAAUCCCAGCAAUAAGUUAAUAGUAUGUGAUUUGCUUUUGUAUCAAUCAUUACUUUUUGUAAGAACAAAAAAUAACGUUCUAAAGAUUAUGUAAUGAAAAUAAAACGCUUUUUGUUGUA